AUGGGGCUGUCUCCUUUGAGCGAGGGUCGUCCGUCUUCGCUGGGCGUCGGGGUGCGGGGGGGAGGGAGAGGGCGCGACGCCAGUGUCCCCCGGCUGUUUGAGCUCUCCGACGAGCUCGGGCUGGGGCACGGGGCUAGCGGGAUGCGGUGGAGCCAGCUGUCGAUUUUUGACGAUCAGGAUCUGUUGCCGCAGUGCUGCUUCCUGCUAGUGACUCCCGGCAAGCCAAGCUUCCUGUGGAUCGGAGAGGCCUUCGCUGCGGGUCUUGUGCAGGUUGUGAGCUCGCUGGAGGAGCUGCAGGAGCUGGCCAGAGACAUCGCCGUGAAGGACGCGAGGAGACUAUCGGACCGGACACUUCCCCUACCCUCGGACGUGGAGACGGCGGUGAUCGUUCCUGGAGACGGCAACGAGCCUCCGGAGUGGUGGUCCGCAUUCGAGAGCGGGUACACAUAGUGGCGGGGGGGGCAGGGAGGGUCCUCGAGCAGCACGACCGAAACGGAUUUGCAAUCGCUUGGGGCUCCGGACCUCUCUGCGUCGGAUACCGAGCACGAGCGGGGCGGGGGUGUCGUGUGCGCGGAAGGAAGCUGGAGUCGAGCGAUGGCGGCUGGGCGCGGUGGGGCUUGUUGGUGGGCAUUUUCCAUUCGAAAUCUAUUCAGAUACACCGGGAUGGAGGAGGGCGCGGAAACGUCGUGCGUGCGUGUGCGUGUAACCCUUGGGCAUCUUACGGCACGGUACGGCGGUUACAUGGGGAAGGAAGAGGAAUUGGGGGGGGGGGGUAGGAGAGAGAAACCCCGCCGUACUUAGUCGCCGGGGCCCCUAGAUCACCCCGCGCCUUGUAUUGGUCCGUUCGUUCAACUGUAGGGUGGGACAGGGGGUCUUUACGAUGAGCAGAUAGGUAGCGACGUGACGUGGCGGUUGCAGUUUAGGUCGCCAAGCAAACGUUCUGCAACUCUUUGUGGGAGCACGUGCGUCGUGGCUUGGUACCAGCGUCGCCGAGAGGGGCGGAGUGCUGGGAGGCGGGCGGGCGGGAGGGCGGGGGGCGGCAAGACUGCUGAAAUUGGUUCAGAGGCCUAACUAGCUCGAGUCUCCGCUGGCGGCGGAGAGUGGCUGAACUGUCGCGUUACGCAGCGGGAGGCAGAGAAGCAACUACCACACGUACGAUGAGGACAAGCCCGAACAGGGUCGGUUGUGUUGCGCUUAAGAUUAGCGUGGGAGAAUCGUGUUCCAUUUUGGGCCAAGUGGAAGCGUAGUGAGGAAUGGCCCUCUUGAAAGGCAAGGGAGUAGUAGCAGGUGACCAUUCGGGGGUGUCAUCCGAAAGAUGCGUCCGCUUUGAUUUUGUGGAUGAGUAUAGCGACUGAGUCGCUGAAAAGACUGGGAGGUAGAGGGGGUAUCACGUUAUGAGGUAGCGGUUGUUGAGGCACACGAGACGAGGAAGCGCGAAGGCUCGUAGUACAGGGCUAGGUUGACCCGACAAUCGAGUCGAGCUGUUCGAACGCCUUGUCUGCUCCCGUAGCAUCGUAGCACUCCACGCCGUGUUGAAACACGCGCUUUCGAGCGUUGGCGGCGAUCUCACCGAUCAAGGAGAACGGUGUUGUAACCGACGAAGGGUUUGCAUCUUACGCCGAACCGGGGAUGGGCACAAAUCAUCCCCUGGCGGCCACGGGCCGGGGCGUUUUUUAUGAAGGGCUGCGUGUGGGGGUCUCCACUCGAUAUUGUAACGGGGGCAGCUAUCUCUCUCUUGUGCCCGUCUGUUUUUGUUUUGGCAGUGUCGUCUAUUUAAUACAUCAACAACCAGUUUUUGAUAAGUUAACUGUUUGUCGGGACCUCGCCGGCUCUAAAAAGCCGAGAACACCCAACCUAGCUAGUGGGAUUGCUUCGCGUAACGUCUGCUCUGAUACCCUCCAAAGAUUUAAGCUUGUGGAGCCGCGGGGGGGGGGGGAGGGGGGGAGGAUCUCGGUCUGUGCGUUCCUCUUGAACUCAGAAUGACGGGGUUUUUUUCAAGAAUUCGCGUCCGAAUUUGUCGGGAAGGCGCUGCAGGUGAACGACGCAAUUCGCCACGCAGUUGGUCCCCUAGCUCGGUGCACCACGCGUUGUGUGUGAAGAUCUCUCGCUCGCCGUGGAGGGUUUAUUGCAGUGGCGGUGGCGGGUGCUGCUGUUCUCUUAGGUCUGGGGUUACCUCCGGAGUGGCCUGCGUCUGGCGAGCGGGGCUGCAAAAAAUUGUACAUAUAGCAGCUUGUCGGGUACUUGUUUCAUUUGCCGUGGCUCUUCCCUCCCCUUGUGGUAUAUUUUUGUUUGUUGCCUGAGCGGUCCGGUCAGAGUCGGAGUCGCGGGCUGUGUUUUUCCGGCUUUUCGGGUGCCCUUAAGCUUUGGUUCCGUCCGUCUGUGUAGAAUUAUUCACGCGAGGAAAUGUUCUUCUUCGCCGCGAGUGUCGGGACGGUUUUUUCUUUUCCAGGUUCUGUUAAUUUGCCUUGGAAAUUACGUCCUCGUCCUCGGAAAGACGGAACAAGAAGUGGGCACUGGAUAGAGGGUAAAUUAGCGGUUUUUAACAUGAAGGCCGCGGCUUGCUCAGAAGGGGAGACGAGUUGUAAAAUGUCGCGUGGUGGUUUUGUCGGAGGGGGGUGGAGGCGGAGAGGCAGCCGCCAAGGGGGGGAUAGCUUCUGCAGUGCCGAGCGUUGUGGUAAGGAAGAGGCGUCUUUUGAGCUGAAGAGCCCCAAAAGAAUAUUCGCAGAAUUUUCGUCGCCGGUUCCUGCGAGGGAGAGAGGCUUCGAUAGCGAGAGGCUCGUUCGUUUGUUUGGCUCUUUUCUUGUCCUUCUAUGGGUUUUGUUGACUCUUUCCUCGGUUGGCGUCUGUCUGUGUUGCGGGUGUUGGAACUCCGCCUGUGCUCCCUUUGCUGGUGCCUGGGUGCGGUGGGCUGGGGAGCCACGAACAAACGCGCUGCUGUCGAGAGGCGAAUCAAGCGCCCACCUUGUUGAUGUUACGUGUGUCGCGCCCUUUUCUGAUUUUGUGCAUGAGGAAGUAUCUACUACUAUUACUAAAAUAUAAUAAUAAAAAAAAUCGUUCACGUAGAGGUUCGUUGUUUGGUACCGUCUUUCUUAGACCGUGUCGCUCUCUCUGAUUGUAGCCCCGAAGGUCUUGGGGCGACAAAUUUUACAGGUCCCCGUAUAGCGUGUACGUACGUGACUAUGAAGGUGUGCAUGUUGCGGGGGCGGUGAGUAAUUCUGCUUUGAGUUUCCUUGUCUGCAAGCUGAGCGGUCGGUGGUCAGCGAUAGCUCCUUGAUGUAUGUGUGUAGUGUCGUUCUGUCUCGAUAGCCCCCCCCCCCCCCCCCCUCUUUCUCAACGCCUGGGGCACGUGUCCAGGGAACUGGUGCGCGAUUUAUUUGGGGAAAAUAUCUGUGAGAGCCGGAAACGACGUCCUCACCCGGCGUAGCGGGUAUCAUUCAAGUACUUGAUAGCUUCAUGUUCCUCUCCCGCGUCGAACAACAUUGGGUGCGUUGUUUGUACGGGGGAAAAUACCUGUGAGAGCCGGAAACGACGUGGGGGGGAGGGCUUGAUGAUUGCCUUCGUUUGCAUUGCCCACCACGUGUGUGUGACCACAUGAUGAAUCUAUGGGUCGAUUUUUGUGUGUGCUGAAUAUUUUGAGUCGAUAUCUACGUAUCUCCCUUUCGUUUCGCGAGGUAACGGAUUGACGCUGACUGGCUGCUGUGGUUUGUUGUGGUUGUACGAUGAACUUUUGUUGUUCAAAGCUGCAUGGCAAUGGGGAAAAGGUACUACAGAAUGAAAAAGCGUCUUAGGUUGGUCGUCUCCGGCCUCUGCUUGGUCGUUGUCGACGGCAGUAUGUCCGGACCGACCUCCUUGGUAUCAAACGAGACCGUUGUUCUGUGAACGGGGUAUAUAGGGUACUCGUGCAGCUAUUAUACCACAGUACGUUCCGAAGAAGACACACACGGUAGCUCUGCGCUUCCGGUUGGCGGCGUUUUGAUUAUGCGGUGAGAUCGCAAGAAUGCAAUCGACCAAUUAACAACACGGAGCAACGGUGGUGGUGUUGUUGUUUCGAAAACAUGCCGGGAGGGCACGUGGGGGCGGCCCUGCCCGUGCUGUGUCGUGAGGCUAUUGGCUGCCAGGACGGAGGGUAUUGCGAGCAAGAUGGUUUUGGUUGUUUAUCGUCGGUUUUGUGCCGUUUGUUUAUCUAUCUUUUGUGUUCGACAUUCGGUCGUACGAUUUCUGCGCUCCCCCCCUUUCUCCCAUGCAUGUCCUCUUUUUUGUUUCGAUCGAGUAUUUGUGGAGCAUAAAUUAGUGUGUGUUUUUGUUUUUUGGAGGGAUACGGAAUAUCAAGCAACAGAUGGCACCUCAGUUGGGUAUUCUACCGCAUCCAUCGUCCUUGUUUUCCAUUCGGGGUUUACAAUUUGUCGGGGACGGGGGGUAAUCGCUGGGUACAAGAGGAUGUGCCGGUAUCAUGUAGGCUUCUGGCAUGAGAGGAAAGUAGUGCAGAACAAGACAUUUAUAGGAUUAACCAAGCGUGGACUUGUUAAAAUGACUACUAUACAAUAUAAUAUCGCGAAACCAAUGGCAUAAUGUACGGGUCGUUCUUCGUUGACCGCACGCGCUAGCUGACUAGCUACUAUCGGUUGGAUGUCGAGCUUGAGCACACACCCGCAAAGCAAAAGUGCGAACCCCAGCCUGUCUGUGGUGGUGUUAUGUGGUUUCCACCAUGCGUGAUGGCCGGCGGUGUGAAAAACAAGCACUGGCAGCACUCCGCACGGACGGCGGUGGGUGGUGGUACCGUACGUGUUGCCCACGUCGUACGUGCCGUGCAGAGAGAGAGGAGGAGGUGAGAAACAAAAAAAAUCCCGUCUACGUGUGGCCGUUUCUCCUUCUGUACGGUCAUAAUGCCGAACGUACGUAAUACGUGUAAACCUGACGUCCAGCAAGAAUUUGAAUGAGGAUGACGGUGCACCCACAGACAGUCGGGUUGGGGUCGAGUCCCUCACAGCGUCCGUCCAUGUUGCUUCUUCUCUGGCUCCAGGGAGAUGAGUAAGACAAGAGACGAGUCUUUGGUCAACUCAGCAGCAGCAGCAGCGCUUGCUUGCGAAGGGCGACCCCGCCGACAACAUCGUGCAGAUUUUGGGGUUUGAGCGCCACGAAGCUCUUUUUCGGUUGACGAUCACCUAGGUAAGUAGUCGGUCUUCUGUGUGUUAAUAUAAGGCCAACAAAAGCUUUCCUCGCUUCGGUGCUUUGCGACCAACCAAACGUAGUAUAGCGUGACCGGGGUCUUGCCAGCAUUGCUGCACACAAAGCAAGCCGUGCUUGAUCGUGUCUGAACCACAGGAAGACCGUUCAUUGUGUGGCAUGCCGAUGCGCGAUACGGCCAUCAAUGUCAAAUAAUAAUACAUGUUGUUCGGAUCGUAUGGUGGCAGGUGUUCGUAUGUAACAAACUUCCGACACGUUUCUGUGUAAUUUACGCGCAAACUGAUACUCUCAAUAAUAAGAGUAGGCGAACCUUUUGCUGCGCAGCAAGUCCUUGGGUUCAACCAUCAUCACCGUAGAAGCUACCUCCACAUCGCAGCAGCUAGCUGUCGACCGACCCAACACGUAGACAGACGUAGUCCCACAGCUCACUCGGCGA
Molecule: messenger RNA, 5620 nt
Organism: Ectocarpus siliculosus
Lineage: Eukaryota; Phaeophyceae; Ectocarpales; Ectocarpaceae
Source: the annotation of a GenBank genome assembly